UUUAGCUGUUGAACAAUGGCUGGAAGUUGGUGUUUGGCUCAGAUUUUGGUGGUCUGUGCUUUCUGUCAUGCUGUCCCACAGUGGAGUCAAUCGCUUCAGAAAGCUCAAGCUCUGAUGAUCCAGCAAACUGACCAGCAGUUUCAGCUCCAGAAGCCAGUUCAACAGCUAACUAACCAGCAGUUUCCACCUCAGAAACCAGUUCAACAGCUAACUAACCAGCAGUUUCUGUUUCAGAAGCCAGUUCCACAACAACCUAAGCCGCAGUUUCCGUUUCAGAAGCCAGUUCCACAACAACCUAAGCCGCAGUUUCCGUUUCAGAAGCCAGUUCCACAACAACCUAAGCCGCAGUUUCCGUUUCAGAAGCCAGUUCCACAACAACCUAAGCCGCAGUUUCCGUUUCAGAAGCCAGUUCCACAACAACCUAAGCCGCAGUUUCCGCUUCAGAAGCCAGUUCCACAACAACCUAAGCCGCAGUUUCCGCUUCAGAAGCCAGUUCCACAACAACCUAAGCCGCAGUUCCCUCUUCAGAAGCCAGUUCCACAACAACCUAAGCCGCAGUUUCCGCUUCAGAAGCCAGUUCAACUUGAUAAAUGUGCUGUAGCUGAUUCUGAGCAGAUCCAAUGCGGUCUACCUGGGAUCAGUGGUGCUGCGUGUGAAGCUAUCAACUGCUGCUUUAACGGACAGCAGUGUUUCUAUGGGAGGGCAGUGACUGUCCAGUGUAUUAGAGAUGGUCAGUUUGUGGUAGUGGUGUCUCGAGACGUUACCUUGCCUCGACUGAGUCUGGAUUCGGUUCAACUACUGGGUGGAAACGACCCACCUUGUGCUCCUGUGGGGUCUACACCUUCCUUUGCUAUAUACCAGUUCCCUGUGACCGCAUGUGGCACGAGCGUGAUGGAGGACGGUGGAUAUGUGGUGUAUGAAAACCGAAUGACCUCAUCGUAUGAAGUGGGGAUUGGACCAUAUGGUUCCAUCACAAGGGACAGUCAUUUUGAGUUUCUCUUCCAGUGUAGAUAUUCGGGAACUUCUGUGGAAGCUCUGGUUGUGGAGGUCAACUCCGUUCCUCCACCUCCACCAGUAGCCGCUCCUGGACCUCUCAGGGUGGAGCUCAGACUGGCCAAUGGCCAAUGUGUCACCAAAGGCUGUGCUGAAGGGGAUGAGGCCUACACGUCCUACUACAGUGACGCUGAUUAUCCCAUCACAAAAGUCCUGCGAGAGCCUGUGUAUGUUGAGGUGCACAUUAUGGAGAGGACUGACCCCAACAUUGUCCUGAUGCUGGGACGUUGUUGGACUACUUCAACCCCCAGUCCACUCAGUCUCCCCCAGUGGGACCUUCUGAUCGACGGAUGCCCUUACCAGGACGACCGCUAUCUGACCACACUGGUUCCAGUGACUGGAUCGUCUGGUCUUCAGUUCCCAACCCACUACAAGCGCUUUGUUGUGAAGAUGUUCACAUUUGUAGAUCCAGCCUCACUGGCUGCUCUGCAGGAAACCGUCUUCAUCCACUGCAGUACAGAGGUGUGCCAUCCAUCAUCUGGCUCUUGUGAGCAAAGCUGCACCAGGAAACGAAGAGACACCCGUAUCAAGGCUGUCUCUGGGGAGCAGACUGUGGUUUCUAGUGGAGAAGUUACUCUGGUCAUGUAAAUCUAGUGUUUUUAAUAAACCCUGCAGAACCCCGA
This is a messenger RNA of Carassius gibelio (silver crucian carp), 1676 nucleotides long. Its product is annotated as zona pellucida sperm-binding protein 4-like. Gene Ontology annotation, molecular function: structural constituent of egg coat; acrosin binding. Gene Ontology annotation, cellular component: egg coat. The coding region runs from base 16 to 1641 and encodes 541 amino acids. The record is from RefSeq and is a predicted model, not a curated record. Lineage: Eukaryota; Metazoa; Chordata; Actinopteri; Cypriniformes; Cyprinidae. The transcript has 9 exons. Gene Ontology annotation, biological process: prevention of polyspermy; binding of sperm to zona pellucida.